Leucoraja erinaceus (little skate) is the source of this 2718-nucleotide messenger RNA. Its product is annotated as coiled-coil domain-containing protein 60-like. The transcript has 14 exons. The record is from RefSeq and is a predicted model, not a curated record. Lineage: Eukaryota; Metazoa; Chordata; Chondrichthyes; Rajiformes; Rajidae. Bases 347 to 2380 code for a protein of 677 amino acids.
GCGGGACAGGCAGCUUCUCUAGAGAGAAGGAAUGGGUGACGUUUCGGGCCGAGACGCUUGUGUUUAGAAGGUGUUUGUGUUUGGUAAAGCUUCUCUCCCAUUGAAAUUGAAUGGGAAUGGAGUUCAGACGGAGGCAGCGUGUCUCUGUAACCCAGGAAACUAAACAAAGAAAGCUGAGGCACAGAAUUCAGGGCUUGCAUGCCUCGCCGUAGAUACAGCGUUUCCACAGACGCCAGCGGUAGUUUUUUGUGGGGAUCUCUACACGCGAACGUUGCAAUUUACAACAUGAACCAUUUGAGAGACUGUGACUAACUUGUAGCCGUGUCUAUUUGGCCUGUGGGCAGCCAUGCCGGCGGGCAGCAGAGUGUUGGAGCCGCGCAGUUUCGUGGCCAUAAAGCCGCUGCCGUUCGCUGCUGCUGCCCAGGGGCUGAAGGUGCGGGCCAGGAGUCUGGCCGUCUACAUCCCAUCCGAGCCCAGCAGGGAGCACAUAUUCCGCGACAACUACCGCCGGCGCCAGCGGCAACUCAACCAGCAAGGUUACCGCUCCCUCAGCUGGCAACCCUACCAGCCCAUCGGGCACCCACUCCAGCUAGCGCCGCGGAAACUUGUCCUACACUCGCUGGGGCAACUACAUCAGGCUGUGAUUGAUGAGGCCACCGCUGCCAGUGAGGAUCGCCCGGAUGAAGCAAAGGACUCGCGCUCACCGAAUGUGCCAAAGGAGAACAAGGUCCCUGCUGCAAAUAGAAUUAACCUGAAAUACAAAGACAAAGACCUGAAAACUAUCAGUAAAGACCUGUCGCACACCAGGCAGUUGGUCAACACAGCGAAGCAGGGACACGGCUUCUUCAAGCGACUACAGAGAGAGGAACAGGAGAAAAAAACUGCACAAUUGAUGGAGCAGAGGAAACUAAUGGAGAAGCGUAAAACCGCAUGGCAACCUCCAAAGCUUUCAUCCGAUGAGGAGUCUGAGGAAGAGCAGGAUGAGGCGAUGAGGUUUUUUAAAACAGAACCAGUGAUGUCUACACACUUGAAAGGAAUUCAACGACACUCCCAUAAUGUGUCCAGCAAAAGAAAAAAUGUUUCUGCACGACCUUACACCCCCCUAUACUGUAGCUUGGUGUCGUCCAGAUUUACAGACAGAGAUGUGGAACCACUUCAUCGACAGCUCUGUGCUUUGAACUGGCUAUUGGAGGCUGUGGCUGCUGAACCACCCAACACAAUGGGCCCUGUUUCAACCUGUUGGAGUGCCAGGGAUCCAGGUGGAAUGAAAAAUGCAUCCAGGAAAAUCAACAAAGACAAAUCCAUAGAAGCCAAGUGGGAACAGUUCAUAUCACAGCCCAAGUUAAAAAAAUCCACCAUGAGGAUUCUGCAAAAGACACCAUUACGAUUCAGGAGAACGUCCUUCUCAGCAGCCUCACCUGCCAAUGUGUCUUCCUCCAUGCUGACCCCAGUAUUUGACAGCGCCUCCUCAGAGAUAGCCAGCUCUGGAGACAGGGGGACAGGGACUCCGGCACCUGUAUUAGAAUCAGUUUGUGAAAUUCCAGAUGAUGACUCCACCAUAAGCAGCAUUCACACCCAAAACAAACAGGAUGAAGAGGAGGAGGAAGCAAUACCUGAUUAUCUUCAGAAACUCAUUGACUCUGUGCAUGAGAGCAUUAACAAAGAGCUUCAUGGCGAAGAGGCACAUCCAAGACACAGUGAGGAAAGCUCAACAGCUGUCGUGAGUACUGGAAAAGUGAACCCGUGGGCCAGUUACAGCACAGAGCCACAUACUGACGUUAAUAAAUUGCAACAGAGGCCAAAAAGCACCCCUUCAGGCCACGUUUCAGGAAUCAACCUGCUUUCCGCCAGCAAAUCCUCCCUUUCACUGGAGAUGCAGUCAAAAUUUGUCGAGAUAACUGAGGAAGCAGCGUUGUGUCUCCAUGACAACCUAGAGGCCUUGGAAAAGAAACGCUGGGACACCAGCAGACGCAGGUUCCGUGCGCUGGACAACAUCACCAGCUUCUAUACUUACAACGAGGACAUGCAACGCUCCCUUCAGGAAUCAGGAGAAAAUAAAACAGAAGGAAAUGCAGAGAGCUGGUUCUGCAGCUUGUUGCCCAGAGUUCCCGAGGAAAUACGAGGAAAUCAGAAGAUCAGCCAAGCUCUGAGGAAGCUGGAAAAGUUUGGAGAAAGACAAAGCCUCAGAAUUAGGCCGCAACAAUUCCUCAAGACGCUUCAUGGAUUGCGGAAUUGGGAGCUCUGCUCCCCAGACAUUAGCGCGGCUAUUGAGUUUAUGCGAGACAAAGUGAUUCAGAUGCCUGCAGAAGACUAUGACAACUGGCUUCAGCUGAAAUUGAACCUACCAAAGAGGGCACAAAGUGCACCUCCCAUGAGGUGAAUAUCGCAGGAGAAACAUCUAACACAUUGUUGUAACGUGGUACCAUUUGGAGGUGUUCUAUAUCCUUUUGCAUCAAAUUUACAUGAGCUGAAAUCACUGCGUAUGAUAUUAAUUAACACAAAUUAGAUUUAUGUACAAUAUCUAUUGUUUGAAAUAAUCGAAUAAACUAGCUUGUUAUACUAACACUAGGCAAAACAUGUCUUCAUAGGCUUUAAUAAUUAGUGUCCAAUGCAAUUUCACCCACAUUAUUCUAAUAUUUUCCUAAUUAUAACCUGAGCAUCAAAUAAACCAAGGAGAUAAAAGUGAUAACAGAUUCUUUAGUUAUUUUGAUAUGUGAU